AGACUGCUCCACUCAACACACACACACACGCACACACACACACACAGAGGCAGUGGUGUAAGUGGCGGAGUGUCGCCCACUGUGGGUGUCAUCACGCCAGGUCCCAACAGGCGCACUGUAAAUGUAUUCUUGUGAAGUCAUAAAACCCGAUGCAUCUAAAUACCUUCUCGAUUACAGGCCCCUGCAUUUAUUAACGAGUUCCUAUUUAUUUCCAUGAAGCACACAACAACUUCUAGAAAACAACUCACUGGCGUUUGAGUGUCUUUUUGAGUCGCCCGACAAGUGCCGUGGUGGACUUCAUUCAGAGCCUUUAUUCUCGAAGGGUUCUAUGAGAAUCGGACGAGUCUCUCCGAGUGUGCGCCCACCCGGGGCUCACCUGCUGCACGAGUAAGAUGGAGGACAGCUACAUGGCGGCUGUCCGCGGUGAGACGCAGCAGAAGAUGCAGUCGUACAGCUUCGAGCUCCAGUACCUGAUCGCCGGACACGCCAGGGCCUACCGAGAGACCUUCGAGUCGCUCGUGUCCUUCACGUCCAACCUGACCAGCUCUCUGUUCGACAGCGCCUACUCCGCGCUGGCGUCCGACUGUCGCCCCCUUGUGUCUCAGCUGUUCGGCGGCAUCGGGCGCCACCUCUCCGGAGACUCCGAUUCCUCGCUAGACGGCGCCGUGCGUAGAUUCUACAACGACCUCUUCCCCCUGGUUUACCGCCGUCUGCUCAACCCCGGCGUUGGCCACACGGCCCUCCGGUCCUUUUCAUCCACCACUCACGACGACUGCCUGCGCUUGACGCGGCAGGACGUCGGCCCGUUCGGACCCCACCCUCGCCUCCUGGUCAGCAGCCUGUCCCGCGCACUUGGGGUGGGUCGAGCAUUGAGCCGACUGCUCCGACUUGCCGGCGAGGUCGUGAACGCAACCGAGAAGGCGACGUAUUCCAGAGAGUGUAGCCGCGGGCUGGUGAGAAUGCAAUACUGCUCCCACUGCAGAGGGCUGACGCUGAUACGACCCUGCACCGGACUGUGUGUCAACGUCAUGAGGGGAUGUCUGGUGGGUGUAUCAGAGCUCGCCGCCCCCUGGGGCAGUUUGGUGGUAUUGCUUCAGCGGUUAGCCGCCACUUUAGCAACCAGCAGCAACCACAACAGCAUGGAGUUGGCUCUGCUGGCGGUCCGGAACCAUGUGAACGACGCCAUACUACACGCUCAGCUGCACGGGCCACGCAUUACAGCCACGGUGGAGAAGGUGUGUGGUCCCCAGGAGGCCGGUCCCGUGGUUACAAGUAGAACACCCUCCACCUCCCAUGUUACGACCUCAGUGACUCCUGCGACCUCAGAGAGGUCCUCUGUGACUCCCCCGCCCUCAGCGGGCCCUGUCGCUCACCAACGUCUGCAGCAACAGUCCCAGAGGUCGUUCCCUCUCAAAGGCUCCAGAGGUGACAAGAGUCGAAGCCUGAAAAAACUCUCAAGGGAGUUUGAGGGCUCUAUCCAGCGGUACCAGUGGUUUUUCUCCGAGCUGCCAGAGAUGCUUUGUGAGAGCGAGAUGGAGGUUGAGCAGCACACGUGCUGGAGCGGCCAAGACGUCGCCGAGAGCUAUGCAGGUCGCGUGGUCGGCAGCACUUUGAAAGCACAGAGGGAAAACCCGGAGAUGACUGUCCGCAAUACAGACCCCGUCCUGAAGGGGACGAAGCUGAGGAUGGAGCAGCUGACGCAGGAGCUGUUGGUGGAGCUCGGCUGGGCGAGCAAAGCGAAGGGAAGGGGGGAAGAAGAAGAGGAGGAGGGAGGGAGCACGCAGACAGACGGAGGCAGUGGAAACGACUGCGAUGAUGAAGAUGGCUGUGAAGCAUCUGGCGAGAGGAAUGGUGACGACACAGGUGAUUCAUCCAGCGGUCACAGUCCGGAGAAAAAGAAAGUAGCUCGUCCUCCUCCUCAUCGCCCCGUCCCUCCCCAUCACCUCUCUCCUCCACAGGUGUACGUCCCGGGCUCCGCCCACACCGUGACCGCAGAACCCUUUACUUUGACCCUGGUGACCCUGCCGCUCCUACUGCUGUCGCCGUGGCAACCGCGCUGACCGUCGCGAGGCAGAUCCUGGGACGGACAGACAUGAACAGAGACUGAGAGACGACCACAAACUGUUUGUUUGUGUGGUGGUGUUUGGAGUUUUCGUAAGCACAGCUUGAACCACUGUGAUCGGACAGCCCGGUCGGUGGGACAGACUGGAUUUGUUGCGGUCGCACAGAAUGCAUUUUUUUUUAUAUUACCUGUACUGACCUCUACAUGUGUUUACUUGUAUUUAACUCCAAUAGGAUAGACUGCACAGCACUACUUACCUUUUUGAAGAAAGAUGUAAAUACAAAUAUAUAUAUAUAUAUUAUAUAUUUAUAUGAAGAGUUUCCAGAGAUACCGGUGGCUUGAUGUGUAAAUAGAGAUUAAUAUAGAACAGAGCGGAUUGACUUGGACAUUUAGGGGCUGUUUUGGUUUGAACUUUAUAUUAUACGUCCUCCACUGAGAUUAGGAUCCAUGACAUGCUGCGAGUUGAGCUGAAAGGUCUUCACUUGCUAAACCAGCAGUGUAUUGACAGUGGAAGCUCUUUGGUGAGGAUUUAUUUUAAUAAAGAAAACUCAUAACACAGAGCUGAAUUUAGGGAAAAGUAACAUAUAGGCACUCUCUGAACAGGCGGAACGACCAAACGUGAUACUUCAGACCGAUAACGAAAAUUUGACAGUUUGGUCUGCAAGUCUGUGCAGACUGAAACCCUUCUGGCACUGGAAAAACAAAAAAAACUCACACAAAUAUGCUCUUAUGUUCAUCCAAUCUGGAUUAUUAUUAUUAAUAGUUCUGCAGUAAGUAUGAGGAAGAAUUUAAAUUCCACCAACUGCGGCACCCAAGAGACUUCGGUCUCCAGGUAGUUUGCUAUUCCUUGGUGUCCGAUACCUUUCAAAGUUGUUGUGGGAAAAAUGAUAGAAGACAGUCUUUCUGUCAUGGGAAAAGCUCUUCAGGGAGAAAUAUAAUGGCUUUCACCUCCACUUCCGUUUCACAAGGAAGCUCCAACUACAACUAAAACACCCAGUACAAGACAAGACUUAAUCAUCUGCCUGAACAGUGAAUAAUCUGACAUUGUCAUUGUCAUUCAUUGAUUCAUUCGCAGUCAUUUCAAAGGAUGGCUGGGUUCUAAAUGUGUUAAUUAAAACCGCGGCGAGAUAUGUCAUUUGAUGAAAUUCAGUGAAUGCUCGUCUUGUGACGUGUGAUAACGCCUGAAGACAAGAGACGAGAGCAUCAUGGGAGUGAUCGGAGUAGCGCUGAGCCCAGAUCCAAGCACGUGAAUCAAAUGUGAUUCAUAUUAAUUAGGAUUAUGGAGUCCCUCUGGCUUUCUGUUAAGUCUCGACCCCCCCCCCCCCCCCCCAAAAAAACUGCUCACAGCAGCGGGAAGGAAAGACAGCUGGAAUACAGUCGAAAUACAUUCAAAGUGGAGCAAAUGAACCAACUGACGGGCACAGUGAGCAUUUCUUUCAGCGGGUGACCGACUUAUCAGUUACAUCACACUGUGCUGCAUGUAAUGACUAGCUCUGAUAUGUUUCAUAUACUGUCUAGCUAAAUUACAGUCAUUUCUGUCUUAUUUGAUUUUGCGCUGCGGCGGAGCGAAAACCCCUCAUGAAUGCGUCUCGCUGACACUCACCUGAGACAGUUAAGGAAUGUAACUGACAGUUGAGACAAUUUUAGAAAAUACCAUUAAGAGCUUAAGGGCGUGAGGUAUCUAGGCGGCGAGCCCAAAUACCGUGUUAGAUAUUGCGGGAGGCUUUCUCACCAUAAUCUGUCGCGCAAAUAAGCCGUCAUUUAACUACAGUUUAAACGUAACACAAUUGCCACAUACAGAGACCUUGAAUGGAAAAAAGUGGACAUAUGUUUGGAUAUAUACGCAAUUCUGUUGGUUCUCAACCUGGAACAAGACUACCGUGGGAUAUUGACAGCAAGUUAGAGAUUUUUGAAAAUGUAAAGAAAUAUAUUUUCAUAUAUUUGAUAUGCUUGUAUAACAUUAAAUAAUGAGCAUCCAUAGCUGUCUUGAGUGAUAACUCACUAAUGCUCCCCUUCACUUGGGAGCUACACGCUUUGUCAAUGGACUGCCACUUGAAAUCCCGAAGCACGUGUUUUGUGUCCGAGGCUCAGCAUCCCUUUUUCAUAUCAAAGUGAUAAUAGCACAGAACGUACUUGCUGUUGUUCCUCUAGUGCCGUGUCGCCGUAAUGUUUCCCCACGUGUGUGUUGAGGCGCACUGGUGUGCCAGGGAGCGAGCGGCGCUGUGUCGUUUUUAUAAAUAAAACCAUUAAAUGUACUAAGCGUCCCAUAGUUUAGUAUUACUAAUUGUUUUUUGUUUUUGUUUUAACACCGCGAUGCAAGAAGUCAGCCGCUGUGGUUUCAGUGUGUAAUGUACACUAAAGCAGUGACUCUGAUUUAAAAUACAUAAAUAAACCCGCUGUAACACA
Scophthalmus maximus (turbot) is the source of this 4468-nucleotide messenger RNA. Its product is annotated as glypican-5-like. Lineage: Eukaryota; Metazoa; Chordata; Actinopteri; Pleuronectiformes; Scophthalmidae. The transcript has 11 exons. Bases 393 to 2060 code for a protein of 555 amino acids. Gene Ontology annotation, cellular component: plasma membrane; cell surface; extracellular region. The record is from RefSeq and is a predicted model, not a curated record. Gene Ontology annotation, biological process: positive regulation of canonical Wnt signaling pathway; regulation of protein localization to membrane; cell migration.